AUGUCGGCCCGGGACAAAAAAAAGUUGCUGGUCCGAUUGGCCGCAUGUAUGGAGACAGUCCAAGAGCUCACCGAUAAUGAUGGGUACUCACUCAACGACACAUUUCACAGGCUUCCCCUGCGCUCACUCGUGGAUUAUUUCCGAAUUGUGAAACGCCCCAUUCUGUUCCAUCAGAUAUCGAGAAACAUUCUGGGCAACAAGUAUGCCACGGGACAAGAGUUCGUCAAUGACUUGAUCCAAGUUUGCUGGAAUGCUCGUCUUUAUAACCACCGAGAUCUGCGGAUUUUCCACCAAGCCUUAGUGCUCAAGCACCACAUUUUGACCGAAGUGAUUCCAAAGUUGCAGAAUGAAAAACUGGUGCCUGAUCAUCUGAGCAUUACAUACACACUGUUCGGUGAUCUACCUGAUGGCCCCGAUGAACCCAUGGUCGAUGAAGUCUUGCUCACUCAGCCUGUGAAAAACGACGAGUUUGCCCCGGAGCCGCUGCCACUUCGCCUGGCGACAUCUACCCCCGUACCUACUGUCAACAUGCUGAUGGUCGGUCAACGUCAUCUGACUCCUAACCAUCACAAGCAAAAGGCCGUUGAGCUGGGGAUUCGUCGUGGUAGACCGCCAAUUAUUGAUAAGCCGUUUGAAAUCCGCAUCAAGCUAAUUUUGAAAGCUUUCAAAAAGUUGCGGGAUCCAAAUAACGAACUGAGACUGUUAGUCCAGCAUUUCGAAAAGUUACCUGAUGCCAAGUAUAACCCUCAAUACUACCAGGUAAUUCAAAAUCCGAUCUCGUUGAACGAAAUCAAAAUCAAAGUUCGACUGAGAAAGUACUCUAAUGUUGAUCAAUUUAUCAAUGAUUUAAACCUUAUGUUUGCAAACACCAAGCAAUUUUAUGAGCACGAUCCUUAUUCCGAGGAGUAUAUGGAUUUCGAAAAUUUUAAUCGCGAAGCUGGAAUGAUUAUCCAGCAGGAAAUUUCCAAGAGUGAGCAGGAACUCAUUUCAGCGCUGACCCUGGGGAAUGACGGGGUCAUUCGCAUUCCUUAUGAUAAAAUGGAAAUCAAUGGCUAUACUUAUAAAAUUGGGGAUUGGGUUCUCAUUCAAAACCCUAAUGAUCCAGAGAAGCCUACCGUGGGUCAAAUUUUCAGAUUGUGGAGCACCGAUGAUGGUAAUAAGUACACUAACGUUUGUUGGUAUUAUCGACCUGAACAAACUUGUCACAAGGAGGAUCGUCUUUUCUUCAUGAACGAGGUAUGCAAAACCGGACAAUAUAGAGACCACUUGGUAUCAGAAAUUGUCGGCCCUUGCUAUGUGGUUUUUUUGACAAGAUACCAGAAGGGAGAUUUGCCAGAUGGCGUCAUUCCAGAUGGUGCCCCUUGGUUUAUUUGUGAAUUCCGCUAUAACGAACUGUCACAUGUGUUCAACCGAAUCCGUACAUGGAAGGCUUGUUUACCCGAUGAAGUACGUGAUUCUUAUGAGCAACCACUUAUUCCAUUGCAUGAGCCUCGCAAGCUUAUCAAGUAUGAGUCACCUAUUCGAGCGCUUUUGCCACGCGAUUCCUAUGUGGGUAUGCCAAUCCCAGAACCCACCCAAGGGCCACUUCAAAACACACCUCCAUUAGCAGGGUCCGUGUUUUUGGAUGAAGCUGUUCCUACCGAUGAUUUGGGUCAGUAUAUUUCAUCGCCCAAUGUCACUGAAAUGCCUGAGCGCAAUGAUCCUGCCCUGGGUCGCAGAGCAUACUUGUUCACGCCUAUUUCUCAAUUGAAAGGCGGUGGUGGAGCUUCUCUGGCACACUACGUUAACAAUAACUAUAAUGGGAUGCAAGCCCUGUCGGCAGCAACUGCUGCGGCAGCAUCUAUUGGGAUUGCUCCACCGGCUUCUGUGGCACCAUUGACUAUUUCUGAUCAAAACCUCAAUUCAGAAGCGUUUGCGCAACUGGGUUUCAAGCCGUUGCAAAUUCAGAUGCAAGAUCAAUCAAAGCGAGUCAUGGAUCAACAAAUGAUGUUCCCUCAGCAACAACAACAAUUGUUCCGACGUGCGGGAGACUUUGCUACUUUACAACCUCCUCAAACGAAGACGCUGAUUUACCUGACGAACUUCCAUGGGGGUGUUGUUUCUUACGCCAUUCCCGACGUCGAUGGCAGUCUCUCAGCAGCUAGCGAGCAAGUCACCAAACGAAUUCGUUUGACUGAACAGGGCGAUGAAGAGACUGACAUAGUAUUUUUUCGCGCACCGCCGAGUGCCGUCCCUACCAAUCGAAUCGUAACCAAUAAUGGGAUUGAGUUUGGACACCUGGCGAAGUACUUGGCUUGGAAGUUGAAGCGCGCUCACGUUUGA
Molecule: messenger RNA, 2322 nt
Organism: Diutina rugosa
Lineage: Eukaryota; Fungi; Ascomycota; Pichiomycetes; Serinales; Debaryomycetaceae
Exons: 1
Coding region: 1-2322 (773 amino acids)
Biological process (GO): chromatin remodeling
Cellular component (GO): RSC-type complex
Molecular function (GO): protein binding; chromatin binding
Source: RefSeq, a predicted model, not a curated record